This is a messenger RNA of Cariama cristata (Red-legged seriema), 450 nucleotides long. RefSeq names its product peroxisomal biogenesis factor 11 gamma (gene PEX11G). NCBI's taxonomy places the organism in Eukaryota, Metazoa, Chordata, Aves, Cariamiformes, Cariamidae. The record is from RefSeq and is a predicted model, not a curated record. The annotation marks the transcript as partial. The transcript has 3 exons. Gene Ontology annotation, biological process: peroxisome fission. Gene Ontology annotation, cellular component: peroxisomal membrane.
GACGAGGAUGGCCUGGUACGGGGGCUGUCGGUGCUCUGCAACCUCGCCAACCAGCUCUACUACCCCUGCGAGCACAUUGCGUGGGCGGCUGACGCCGGUAUUAUCCACAUCGGCUCUCAGAAGUGGUGGACUCUGAGCACGGCGCUCUGGGCCUUCUCCCUGCUCCUGGGCAUCCUGCGAUCCCUGAGAAUCUUGUUCCAGUUAAGAAGAAAGCUGAGGCAGCACAAGUGUACAUCUUCGCCCCUGAGUCAAAAGAAAAUGAAAGCCCAAGUGAAGGCUGAAGUUUUGAGCAUCCUCACAGAUGUGGCAGAUCUCUCCAAUGCAAUCCACUGGCUGCCUCCAGGAUUUCUUUGGGCUGGACGCUUUCCUCCAUGGUUAGUAGGUCUCCUGGGGACCAUAUCUUCCCUGAUAGGCAUCUACCAAGCAUCUAGAGAAGGAAAUUCUGAAGCG